Messenger RNA from Eleginops maclovinus (Patagonian blennie), 6084 nucleotides. Its product is annotated as ribonuclease inhibitor-like. Gene Ontology annotation, molecular function: protein binding. The transcript is spliced from 13 exons. Lineage: Eukaryota; Metazoa; Chordata; Actinopteri; Perciformes; Eleginopidae. Gene Ontology annotation, biological process: intracellular signal transduction. The coding region runs from base 120 to 2984 and encodes 954 amino acids. The record is from RefSeq and is a predicted model, not a curated record.
AAGUAGAAGUACUCAGAUCUUGUGCUUGAGUAAAAGUAGGAGGGAGGGAAUGUGAAAGUGAAAGUCAGAAGUCUGACACCAUUUUACAGCUGGACGAAGAGGAGCACAGACUGGAGAAGAUGAGUGGUUUAAAAGAUGAUGAAGAGGACAGAUCUCCAGUCCCCAGCUCUCUGUCUCUGAAGAGUCACCGGUCUAAAGGCAGACCUAUAAACUUCUGUAGUGGACCCGGACCCUCAGACACAAAACGGAGAGCAGAGUCUCCAGUCCCCAGCGCUCUGUCUCUGAAGAGUGACGGGUCUAAAGAAUUCAAUCCUCCAAACUUCAGUGAUGAACCUGGACCCUCAGACACAGAAAGGAAGAGGACGAGUCCUGCCAGUCAGACCAGAACUGCACCAGCAGAUGGUCUGCAGGAGGUUCUGGAGGAGCAUAGGACCAGUCUGAGGAGGAGAUGUGAACGUGUGACUGAAGGAACUGAUGGAAGGGAAACCCUCCUCAACAGCAUCUACACUGAGCUCUACAUCACACAAGGACGGAGUGACGAGGUUAAUACCCAACAUGAGGUGAGGCAGCUGGAGACAGCUUCCAAGAAGGAGACCCUCCAUGACGCUCCAAUCAAGUGCCAGGACAUCUUUAAAGCCUUACCUGACCAGCAGACCCACAUCAGAGCGGUCCUGACCAUCGGCAUCGCUGGAGUUGGAAAAACCUUCUCAGUGCAGAAGUUCACUCUGGACUGGGCCGAGGGUUUGGAGAACCAAGACGUCAGUCUGGUGAUCCCGCUCUCCUUCAGGGAGCUGAACCUGAUCAAAGCUCAGCAGUACAGUCUUCUCAGGCUGCUCCAUGUUUUCCAUCCAGCCUUACAGAAGGUCUCAGCAGAGCAGCUGGCUGUCUGUAAAGUGCUGUUCAUCUUUGACGGCCUGGAUGAAAGCAGACUCUCUCUGGAGUUCAGAAACAGUGAGGUUGUGUCUGAUGUCUCACAGCAGUCCUCAGUCAAGGGGCUGCUGACAAACCUCAUCAGGGGGAAGCUGCUUCCCUCGUCUCUCGUCUGGAUCACUUCCAGACCUGCAGCGGCCAAUCAGAUCCCUCCUGAGUGUGUGGACAGGGUGACAGAAGUACGAGGCUUCACUGACGCCCAGAAGGAGGAGUACUUCAGGAGGAGAUCCAGAGAUGAAGAACUGUCCAGCAGAAUCAUCUCUCACAUCAAGAGCUCCAGGAGCCUCCACAUCAUGUGUCAGAUCCCAGUCUUCUGCUGGAUCACUGCUGCAGUUCUGGACCACAUGUUGACUACAGACCAGAGAGGAGAGCUGCCCAAGACCCUCACUGACAUGUACUCACACUUCCUGCUGGUCCUGACAAAGAGGAAGAAGCAGAAGUACCAUGAGGGACAUGAGACGAGUCCACAGCAGCUGACGGAGGCUGACAGGGAGGUUCUUCUGAAGCUGGGGAGGCUGGCGUUUGAACAUCUGGAGAAAGGAGACAUCAUGUUCUACCAAGAAGACCUGCAGCGCUGUGGUCUUGAUGUCACAGAGGCCUUGGUGCAGUCAGGAGUCUGUACAGAGAUCUUCAAAAGAGAGAGUGUGAUCUUCCAGAAAACAGUCUACUGCUUUGUUCAUCUGAGCGUCCAGGAGUUCCUGGCUGCAGUCUACAUGCUGCACUGCUACACCAACACAGUGGUACUGAAGGACUUCCUGCAGGGAGACAACAGCAGGGAUCAGGAUUACCCAUCUCUGGAUGUCUUCCUGAUGGGAGCCAUGGAGAAAUCCCUCAGAAGUGAAAAUGGCCACCUGGACCUGUUUGUCCGCUUUCUCCACGGCCUCUCUCUGGAGUCCAACCAGAGACUCUUAGGAGGUCUGCUGGGUCGCACAGACAACCGUCCAGAAGUCAUCCAGAGAGCCAUCAGAAACCUGAAGAAGAUGAGAAGUAAUGAUAUCUCUCCUGACAGGAGCAUCAACAUCUUCCACUGUCUGACAGAGAUGAAGGACCACUCAGUACAUCAGGAGGUCACAGAGUUCCUGAAGUCAGGGAACAGAUCAGAGAAGAAGCUCUCUGAGAUCCACUGCUCAGCUCUGGCCUACAUGCUGCAGAUGUCAGAGGAGGUUCUGGAUGAGAUGGACCUCAAGAAGUACAAAACAUCAUAUGAGGGGAAACUGAGACUGAUUCCAGCUGUGAGGAACUGCAGGAAGGCUGUACUUACUUCCUGUGGUCUCUCAGAGACUCACUGUGAGGUCGUGGCCUCAGCUCUGAAGUCUGACCCCUCCCAUCUGAGAGAUCUGGACCUGAGUUACAACGAUCUGCAGGAUUCAGGAGUGGAGCUGCUGAGUUCUGGACUAAAGAGUCCAAACUGCAGACUGGAGGCUCUCAGACUGGAGUUAUGCAGUCUGUCAGAGAUCAGCUGUGCUGCUCUGCUCUCAGCUCUGAAGUCCAACCCCUCCCAUCUGAGAGAUCUGGACCUGAGUUACAACACUCUGCAGGAUUCAGGAGUGGAGCUGCUGAGAGAUCUUCUGGAGAGUCCUCUCUGCAGACUGCAGACUCUCAGACUGAGGUACUGCAGUCUGUCAGAGAUCAGCUGUGCUGCUCUGCUCUCAGCUCUGAAGUCCAACCCCUCCCAUCUGAGAGAUCUGGGCCUGAGUUACAACACUCUGCAGGAUUCAGGAGUGGAGCUGCUGACAGAUCUUCUGGAGAGUCCUCUCUGCAGACUGCAGACUCUCAGACUGAAGGACUGCAGUCUGUCAGAGAUCAGCCGUGCUGCUCUGGCCUCAGCUCUGAAGUCCAACCGCUCCCAUCUGAGAGAUCUGGACCUGCGUUACAACACUCUGCAGGAUUCAGGAGUGGAGCUGCUGACAGAUCUUCUGGAGAGUCCACACUGCAGACUGCAGACUCUCAGGAUCAGAGAUAACGAGACGAUCACAGCCAAGAUCCAGAAGAGCUGUGACUCCAGAACAGGAAGUGAAGACACACAGAAAGGCUCCAGUGUUCUUCUCACCUGAACACACAGCUGGAUCUUCAUGCAGGUCCCGCCCCAUCCCUGCUUUUGGCUCCUGGUUUUUGGUCUGAAUUCUGGAUUUCUCUCGUCUGCCUUCCUGUGGUUCGCCACCUGAUUGUCUGAUUGAAUUCACCUGCUACCCCUGUGAUUCCUGUGUUCUUCAAUUCUUCUUAGUUGUCGUUUUUAUUUUUUUUGCUCCUUUUUUUUUGUUGAUGGUGGCUCUAGGUUUGUUUGGAACAGCUUUUUGUUUAUGCUUUUACACCCCAUCUCUUUACUCUGCUAUAUGGUCCUUAUUACCUCCUCCUCCUGACACAGCCAUGUUGACUCAGGAGAGGAAGAGCUCCUGCUCCUGCUCCAGCUGCCUCCUCUCCACAGGGGCGUCUUUCCUUCAGGACUUUAGAGAGGAAGUGCUGCCUGUUUAGCACCUUAGUGUCCCGCUGACAGCUGCACUGUUUAUGUUAGGAUGUGGAGGCCGAGCACCAAUCCUUAGCCCCUAGUGUUUGAAGAGGUACUCAGAUCCUCAUAUAUACUCAAUAGUAUUAUCUUUAUAUACUCUUUCUAUCUGUAGCUUUAACAACAAGUUAAAGUAUUCCUCCAGAAAAGUUGAAUUACAAAAGUAUUAUCAGGUAAAUGUACUUCAGGUAUCAAAAGUAAAAGUACUCAUUAUGCAGAAUGGAUCUUUUUAUAGUAUUACAUUAUUAUGGUUAUCAUUGAUGUGGCCAGGGAAAGAGAAGUUUGGGGCUCUCUGCUGGAGGUGUUGCCUACGCCACCCCGACGGAAAAGCGGGAGAAGAUGGAUGGAUAUCAUUUUAUCCUGUUUUUAAUAGCAAUUUGUUUGUCAUUGUGGAGCUACUUAAGGUACUUACAAUACUGCCUAGAAUAGUAGUACAGUACUGCAUUAUACCACAUCAUGUGUUGUUAUUAUGCAAAGUCACUGGGAGUGUAAAAACUAUCAUCAAAUAGAAAUACUCAAGUACACAUAUGUCAAAAAAGUGCUCAAGAGAGUAAAGGACUGAAGAGACGAACUCAAGGGUUUCACAUUUGAUAAAUAGUGUUUAUUCUGUUGUAGAAAAGCUCAAUAAAUACACAGUUCUAUAUACAAUGAAAAUAACAUAAAUAUAUUUUGUUCAAAAUAACAAAAAGGAGUUUUCGUCCAUAAAUUAAAUGUUCUUCGAGGUCAUUGUUGCAAUGAGAUAAAGUUGAGUGGAUUGGCGUCCAUGUUUUCUCUCAGCAGUGUCCGGAGAACGCUGCGUUCUGAAGAUGCCAGUACUGUUCGCUGGUGAAGCAAGGUCCGUUUGAAACCUGAGGACAGAAGAGAAGGAAGUCUGUUAGGGACUUAUUCAACUUUAACAUCUCUGACAUUCAAGAGCAGUUUAAUUUCUGGAUUUGUUUGAGCAUUUCAUUGCAUUUGGCUACAUAAGUGCAGUAAAUGCUCAGAGCAUGAUAUGAACAUACCUGGUAAGAGGGCUGCAUUGGGGUCGUGCUCGUGGAGGUAAAGUCUGCCUCCUGUUGGGUGUAGCUCGCUGUCGGAUGUCCCAGGAACUGCUGCAGGUUUUGGGGUUCCUGCACGGAUCCUGAUGCUUUCUGCUCUAGCACCUCCUCGCUGAGGCCAAGCUGCGCCGACAGGUAGGAGAUGUAGCGGAUGGUGAGGCGCAGAGUGUCAAUUUUGGUCAGGGCCUGCCCGGCUGGAGCCACUGUUUCAGGCAGGUAGUUCCUCAGGUGGUUCAGGGACUUGGUCAGAUCCCUCAUCCUAUGCUUCUCCCUGUCGCUGGCUGUCUGGCGCUUCUUGCCCGGGUAUCUGGACCUGGAUUUCUUUGUCGUGGAGGUAGGAAGAGUUUGGGCCUUUUGUUGAGGAACUGCUGGGCUCUUGAAGACGAAACAGUCCAAAGGGUUUGGCUCGUUCGUCUGGAAGGCGUUGGGGGAGAAGCAAAAGGAGUCCACAGAGGAUGUGGGAGAGAGGGAGCUUCCGGCGCUGAAGUACCCAGGAUCCGAAGCUGGAUCGAAGGCCAUAGGGUUGUAAGGUUGGUCCAUGAUGGAGUCAAAGAAGAAGGAGUUGUCCUGGAGCUGCAGAGGGGAGCAGUAGGAAACAUCCAUGGCUGCAGGAAAGGUUGUAGUUGGAGCAGUGAGUGUGUGUGUUGCUGGUGAGGCAGGCAGAGGUAGAGUGAGGAGCUGAGGGCUUUGGGCUCCAUAUAUGUGGAGGGAGGUGUGAGUUUGCACCUCCUGCGGCCACCUCGAGUCCUGAGAAGCUCAGCCAGCGGGCUGACACCUCGGCCGGGGGGUCUCAUGGGAAACAUGGCAGCUCCAGGACUGAAGUGUGACCCGGUGAUUCCGCACGGCCUCAUGAUGGAGAGGAAUUCACACCAUACACUCCUGCAGCCUGGGAACAAGAGAGGAGUUACACCUGAGGGCUGAGGCUGAACCCGAGGGAGGUUUUAUUAUAGGGAAGUAAAUUAAGGGAUGCGUGAUGCAAUGAAAGAGAAUGCAUAUUUCAGUCAUUUAAUCAGAGUGCUUUAUUUCAGUUUUGUGACAGUUGCUCCUUUUCAGAAUAAAGAAAUAAUAAAAUAAAAUAAACAAAAACAUGUUUUUAAAUAAAUGAAUGAUUAAAAAAUAAAUAAUAAAAAUGUCUCUUCAAAAAUAAGAGACUAAAGUAAAAUGUUUGCAUAAAAGUUCAAAAAUAAAAUAUAAAUAUCAAUUAUUUAAUGUAAUAAAAUAAAAAUACCUCUAGAAACAAAAGUUUAAAGUCAAAUAUGUGCGUAAUACUUGAAGUAAAAUAUAAAACUGUGUGCCUUUAAUUUAAUACAUAUAAUGAAAUAAAAACCCUCAAAUAAACGAUAAAAAGGGCAGACAAUUUAUUUGAUUUGAGGUGGUAUUUAUUUGUAUUUUUUGGGGGAGAAAAAGCAAGUAUUAAUUUAUUUCUAAAAUGAGGAAUAUUUUGUGUACUUUAUUGCUUUUUGUGUUGUCAUUAGCUCUGCUGUAUUUUUUUGUUUACUAGUUUUUAUUUUAUUUGGCAAAGUGAAGUUUUGUGACUGAAAUCAGAUACAUUUUCAAUUAAAAUCCAGAUCUGAAAUUGUGCUUGCAUUACAAAUUAAAACCCUUAAAGCGUGA